Notodromas monacha is the source of this 1196-nucleotide messenger RNA. Lineage: Eukaryota; Metazoa; Arthropoda; Ostracoda; Podocopida; Cyprididae. The record is from the annotation of a GenBank genome assembly.
CCUGCGCGUUCAAUUCGGGAAUGCCAAUUUCCGACCGACGAUGCGUUGAAAAUCAUCAGAAGUCACUCAACUUUUCGGAAGGUCGAAGAGCGAAAGCCCGAAAAAGAACAGCGCCCCAACGAGGGACAAGAAUGCGCAGAGUGACGGCGCAGUCAAAUUCCACGCAUCGACCCAUAAACGCAGAAUCAGGUCGCACAUGGUCUCCGAACAGCGCAGCAAUAAAAAACGGCGAAGAGACGAGAACGAAGACUCGGGUUUCGCGAAAAAACUCGCCAAAACCAGCAGCACAGAGGAUGACGAACACAAGUCCGCGCAUUUCAGAUCACGUUCCGUAUUGAACACUUGCCGCAGUCGGAUGACGAUCAUCGACCCGAAUUUCCCAAGAGAUGUCUUUCAAGGAGCCGGCGAGGGCAUCAACUCACGUCCAUGUUCAGACGUAUGGGCCUCACCUCGAAGAAGCUUCGAACAGGAGAAGACUCUGAAAUCGGACGAAGAUCGAGUAUUGAAAUUGACAGUAGUGCUCAAGCAAGGCGAACUGAGAAAUGAAAACUUUGACGAACUCCUGGCUCAGAAGAUCAAGGACGAAAUGGAGCACUUCGAUAGAGAUCAACUCAAACCCAGAGAUGAAUUUACGAAACAACCCUGGGAAAGAGGCGACAUCUCCCGGGUUUUGGCCAUUCGCCGGCCUUUUCCCGUGGUCAUGGCUCAAAACACCGACACCUGCUCCACAAAUAAGACCGAUGACCAGCGGGGAAACCGGAUGGAGUCGCCUGACGAGAAUGUUCCGUUCACGUGCUUCCACUCGCCAAAAUUAUGCUGGAACUCUGUUGAUACAAUCGCCUCAACGCCUAUGCACAAGAUCGAGUUGAUCAAACGCACGAGCUCUGCAUCAGUGGGCCAAUCGGAGGGAAAGCCAGUGACGAAUUUGACUCAAGCGAAAGUCUGGAAUGAUUCGGGUACAGACCAGGUGUUUCAAGGCCACCCGGCAACACCGAUCCCAUCAUCGGAUCAAGUCGGGGAAGAAAAUCAAAUCAAAAUAAUUUUCCCCCGGCACACGACGAUCGUCAUUUCGCCCGCCAGCAAACAUUGAUGCCCAAAAAUAUUUUCUUUUCAUCGUUUUUUUUUUUUUCGUAAUUUUUGAACAUAAAUGGAAAUGAAAAAAAAGUACAACGGAUUCAAUGAUUUCAACGAUGCAC